AUGUCCAGCAGCGCGGAGAGGACGAGGAUCGACCGAUUCCGCACCCGCUGCCGAGGUCACGUCUCCUCUGGGUGUCGCUGUGGCUGCGAUCUCGGCUGGAGGAAUCGCGCUUCUCUUCCGUGCGCCCGGCAUUGGAUUCCACACCGCUGGAUCGGCCCGGGAUGGAGCAGCAAUGGUGCUGGGGUUUCACUUCCAGGCGCCCCCAAACAGCAGCAUCUGGAUGAUCAGUCCAAACGCCCCGGUGUUCUAUCGCGGAUUCUACCAUCUCUUCUACCGAUUCACCACUCCAUCGUCGUCCAAGAGCAAGAACCAGAGCUCCUGGGGCCACGCCAUCGCCAAGGACCUCCUCCACUGGACGCAUCUCCCCGCGGCGCUGGAUCCCGGGCCAGAGAGGGCCCCGUCAUCCUCUACACUGGAAUCUCCAGCGAUGGCGCCACCACACAGAAUGCCGCUGUCCCGGUCGAUCCAGGCGACGCCAUGCUCAAGCACUGGAAGAAGAUCGCCCAAAACCCUCUCAUUCCAGCAGGAGGAAGGGUGGCGAUGAGAGAUCCAAGCAGCGCGUGGAGGGAUUCUUCUUGGCGGAUCCUUCUUGGCGGCGAGAAUGCCAGCGAUGGCGUUGGAUUGGUCUACUGGAGCAACGAUUUCCUGGACGGGGAGUGGAAGAGGCUGUAGACACCACUGCUGCGAAUGCCAGGAGCUGGGAUUUUGGAAUCUCCAGAUUUCUUCCAGGUUCCAUCGGCAGGAUUUGCAUCUCGUUGCUUUUAGCAAGGCCAGACUUUUUCGUGGAGUGGCUGCGCAGGAGCAAGGAGCUCGUUCUUGAGCUGGUGAAAGUCCUCCUCGGUAUCAGAGGUAAACUUUUGGAGUGCUGACGUUCUCCCGUUCUGGACGUGCUGCCUUGGGAGAUCAAGCAGAAGUUACAGGAAACGGUUUCUACGCCCAAAGAUCUGGAAAAAGACCUGUUGGAGCUCAUGGUGAUCACAGGUGAUCCUUUCCUCGUCUUGACGCGUCGAAGCGGUGGUCACGAUAAUGUACUGCGACGUGUUGGCAUCGAGCCUUCUCCCGUGGCUGCUCUGCAAAAAUCAGUCCAAGCGCUGCGAGAGAAGCUCGAGAAAGGGAAGAAACUUCUGGGCGACCACGUCAAAAGGCUGCUAACCAAUCGCUGGGACUUGCGAGAGUGGCAAUAAGCUUGAUCUCAUGUAGAUAGUACCAUAGAGCGAACUACGUAAAAUAGAAGAAACGUUAAUAGCAAACAACUAUAAGCAACAGAAACCUUAGCGAUACUUGAAAAAAAUAUUAACUUAGCCACAGUUAAAAUCACAACUUUUUACCUUUCGUUCUAUUGAUAAU
This is a messenger RNA of Selaginella moellendorffii, 1347 nucleotides long. RefSeq lists its product as uncharacterized. Lineage: Eukaryota; Viridiplantae; Streptophyta; Lycopodiopsida; Selaginellales; Selaginellaceae. The coding region runs from base 1 to 672 and encodes 223 amino acids. The record is from RefSeq and is a predicted model, not a curated record. The transcript is spliced from 2 exons.